Momordica charantia (bitter melon) is the source of this 1962-nucleotide messenger RNA. The record is from RefSeq and is a predicted model, not a curated record. NCBI's taxonomy places the organism in Eukaryota, Viridiplantae, Streptophyta, Magnoliopsida, Cucurbitales, Cucurbitaceae.
UCUCCAUUAGAAACCUCACAAAAACGCAAACGAUCUGCUGCCUCUUGAAUUCUCUGAUUUCUCUCAACAAUUUGUUUGAUCUGUUCUCUUCCGCUUUGUCGUUAUCCUCAGCCCUUCUCGCAAGUUUUAGGGGUUUUCCGGGUUUCUUUCGCCGCCGCUCAUCUCUCUGGUCUGUUUUUAUUGGAGGAGGUUCGAAGGAAAGGGUCUCUCGGUGUUUGACUGUUGCACCGAUUUUAUACAUUUUGUAUUUAUUGGAGCGAAUGAUUUAAUGGAGUCUAAAGGUGGCAAGAAGAAGUCUAGUAGUAGUAGUAGUAAAUCCCUUUUCUACGAAGCUCCCCUCGGUUACAGCAUUGAAGACGUCCGACCACACGGUGGAAUCAAGAAGUUCAGAUCUGCUGCUUACUCCAACUGCGUGCGAAAGCCAUCCUGAGUUCUGCUGAAUUCCGUUCACCUAGCCCCGAGAUCCUUAGUUUUGCAAUAAUUUUUAGUUUGUCCUUUUUAUUUUCUACUCUCUACUUCCCAAGUUCUCUCGUUCAAUCUCAACAUCAUUUACUUCCCUUUAAGAAAAGAUGACGUUUCCAACCUCUGCGAUCGGAUUUGAAGGCUAUGAAAAGAGGCUCGAAGUUUCAUUCUUUGAGCCGGGUGUUUUUUCUGACCCAAGAGGCAUGGGUCUUCGUGCUUUGUCAAAGGCACAAUUGGAUGAAAUUCUGACUUUAGCCGAGUGCACCAUUGUCGAUUCUCUGUCGAACGACUAUCUUGAUUCAUAUGUCCUUUCAGAAUCGAGCCUCUUUGUGUACCCCUACAAAUUCAUCAUCAAAACUUGCGGCACUACUAAGCUGCUCCUGUCCAUUCCAGCUCUGCUGAAGUUAGCUGAUUCUCUAUCUCUUACUGUGAGAUCUGUGAGGUACACUCGUGGCAGCUUCAUAUUUCCUGGUGCCCAGUCCUUCCCCCAUCGUAGCUUCUCUGAGGAAGUUGCUGUCCUUGAUGGCUAUUUGGGCAAGCUCGGCCUUGACAGCACUGCAUAUGUGAUGGGAAGUCCUGAUGAAACGAAGAAGUGGCACGUUUACUCUGCUUGUGCCAACAUGGGGAGCAAAAGCAACAACCCUGUAUACACUUUGGAAAUGUGCAUGACCGGCUUGGACAAGGAGAAGACAUCUGUCUUCUUCAAAACAGACGCGAGUUCUGCUGCUGCCAUGACCAAAAAUUCCGGUAUCAGGAAGAUCCUCCCAAAAUCUGAAAUAUGCGACUUUGAGUUUGACCCUUGUGGCUAUUCCAUGAAUGCCAUUGAAGGAGAUGCAGAGUCUACCAUCCAUAUCACUCCUGAAGAUGGGUUUAGCUAUGCAAGCUUUGAAGCAUCUGGCUACGACUUCAACGAAGUAAAUCUGUCCCAGCUGAUUGGGAGGGUGCUGGCAUGCUUCCAGCCAUCUGAUUUCUCUGUUGCCCUCCACUCCGAUGACUGUGGUGAGAAUCUGGAAGACUUGCUUUGCGUUGAACUGAAGGGGUACGAAGGUGGAGAGAAGAGCUGUGAAAUGCUGGGGGAAAAUGGAACCGUCAUCUACCAGAGCUUUAUGAAGACUGGAGAUUAUGCCUCAUCUCCGAGAUCAAUCCUGCUGAAAUGCUGUUGGAGCGACGAUGAGAAGGACUAGGGAGUUGGGAAGUAGUAGUAUGAACUUUCUUCAACUUUUUGCUCGCGAUUUAUCUACUAUAGUAAUGAAUAAUGAAAAAAAAAAGUAUCUUGGGGUUAUGUUUCUGAAAAAAAAAAACUAAGCUAGCUGCCUUUGGUGUGGUUUGUGCAGCAUAUUAGAAAGUCCUGUCUGUCUGUUUGUCAUUAGUGUCUUGUUCUUUGUUCUUUUUGAAUAAUUCCCGGUUUGGGAAGGCUGAUCGUGAGAGUCUGCCUUAAUUGUGUACGUUUUCAUUCUAUCAUGUUAUAAUGGAAACUUAUUGUAUUUUCUUGUUUUUAAA